AUGGAGCAACAAUUUAUGAUGAAAACCGAUGGGACACGAACUGAGAGGCAUUUGUGGUACUGGACGCAUGGAAAACAGAGUGGCACGACGGCCUCAAGCAGCAUUAUAGGUUUAUCCUAUGAUUCGACUCAUCAAUUGAUGAAUUGUAGUAGCAAAAGUAAAUCAGGAGCUGCUACUUCUCCGUCCUAUGAAGUGCAGUGGCAAAAGAAGGAAGUUACAAGAGGAUCCAAGGAAAGAAUGGACUCGACUGUAUCUGCAUCUCUUCUCGCCUGGUCUACUUCUCCUGAUGCGAGACGUAGUUUGUCUUCUCAGAAGUUCUUGUCGCCUAUAGCAGCAUCCUGCAGCUCUCGAGCUGCAACUGUUUCCACGAAGAAAAAGACGACUACGUCAUUGCUUCCAAGUUGUGGACAUCGAGACGGUCUUGGGAUGAAAAGUUCGGUCGAAACAUCUUCGUCAUCUUCGGUGUUUAUGUUUAUGACACAUGAUGAGAAACGCGCAGCUUCGUCCGAGAGGUCGUGGUCUAUGGGAAAGAGCAAGCGAUCAACACCCAGAAAAGAGAGGAGGAAUAGCAAAAGUUCUUUGUCCAUGUUGUCAAACAGUCGAGUAGGGACGCGUGUUGUUGCAGCGUGCAAUACUCACUUCUUGCUCAAUGUGAAUGAAGAAUCGGAAGUGGCAGGGCCAGACGCGAGUACGAACAUAUUUGCCUUCUCGACGCAUCGAAAUAAGUCAAGUCGAAGUCUGGCAAGUAAAAAAGGCUCAGGUGCUGCCUCGUUUAGGAAUAAAGCGACAGACCAAGUUCCUGCGGUGGAAACGGCCGUGUUCGACUUUGAUAAGAAUUUCUCGAGAGAUAGCCCGCCAACAUUUCCAGUAUCCUUGCCCUCGACCGCAACAACGUGCGCAGCGCCGUUUUCCUUCGUCUCGGAGUCGAUUCCGACCGUUGACCCACUUGUGAACUGCGCUCGUGCUGUUUUACAAGACUGCAUCAGAACUCGCAAAAUGGAACAAAGCAUGGCUCGUAAACGCUCAAUCGAAAGGUGCAUUGAUGGAGAGGUGCUGGAAAAUAAAGGAUGGCACUAUGAGUCUGUCUCGAAACCCUGGCAGUACGAUGUUGUGAGCCCUGGUUCAUGCAGCAGCAGUGACGAUGAGCUCAGUGAAUUGUUGUCAGCGAACCAGUCAUUCUGCACUGACAAGUCCGAGCAGGGUUGCAAUAGCAAGCUGGCUAAGGAAGAAAUAUACCGUCAGAUUUUAGCUGGCGACAAUGAGCUGAGCUGCAGCCCCGAGUUCCAAUGCUUCAGUCCCUUGAUUGAAGAAAAGGGAAUACCCAUCGAGGUUCGAUACCAGCUCCCGUUGGCACUAGGCACAGCAAACGAAACCAGCAAAGAAUGCACAAUUUGCCAACUUCGCUACGGCAUAGGUGAUCACAUCGUAACGCUUCCAUGCCAGCACUUUUUCCAUGCGUGUUGUGUCGACAAGUGGUUGUGGAAUCACACUUCGUGCCCACUCUGCCGCACAGAAGUUGCUCUUGACCAGGAAGCGGAAGUGUGCGCUACGAAACACAAUUUUACAGAGUGUUCUCCAGUAGAUCAGGAGCGAAUUCGUUGCCAGAUGCGCUCUUCCUCGCAACAUGUAGACUUCCGGCCUGUCAUCCCAGUGGAAAGUAAUCAACUCGAGCUGGAAAUGUCACGCAUGGCAAUCGACGAGGAUUUGGAGGUUGAAGACGAACCGAGCUAUAUAGUUUGCCCGACACCUCGUUUUGCCUCAAGUGCUCAGGACAAAUAA
This is a messenger RNA of Peronospora belbahrii, 1779 nucleotides long. The record is from the annotation of a GenBank genome assembly. Lineage: Eukaryota; Oomycota; Peronosporomycetes; Peronosporales; Peronosporaceae.